GAUUUAAGAGAAAGAGAAAAGUUAAAUUAAUUGAAUUUUCUGUACUGAGUUAUAAGAUGUAAUCAAAAUUGCAAGAGAUUAGAAGUCUAAAAUUUGUUUUUUUUGGCAAAGCCAAAGGUGAUUUAUUACUGAACAACUGCAAUCACAAGCAGUGUUGCUGCUAAGCUAAAAAUACAACAUAUAAGAAACACACCAAAACAAAUUACAAAAAUAACACCAAAGCUACUGAUGAAAAUACAAGGAGUUGUUCUCUUAAAAGUACAUACUCCACCCUUCCCCUUCCAGUACUCCAACAGAGACACUAUUCAAACCAAAACAACUCGGACUGCCUCCAAAAUUACCAAAAACCAGAUCAGAAACAGAUACAACACAACAUAAUACUGCUGUCGUAAAAACUACAACUCUUAGACUGUGAUGUUACCUCACAAGUGCCGACUGCCAACACUCGCUUCGGACUAAUUUCCACACCUCUCCAUUUUCACAGGAACACAACUGCUACUAUACUGUAAAAAAAUGAGGCAGAAGACAAAAGCACUUUUGAUUGGAUUAAUUGGUGCAGCUUUUACUCUACUUGCUUACUCACAAACCUUCAUAUCACCAACUCAAAGCAUCACAAUGGGACUUCUUGUUCUCAUGUUUGGAUUCCUUGUAGGAGAAGGUUUCAUUUCUCUUUAAUUCAUCAUGCUUUUCUUUUUCUCCUUCAAUUUCACCCUUCAUCUAUAUUCAUGAAUUUUAGGUGUUUGUGUGUAAUAACUCUGUAAUGGGAUAUAUUUUAGUUUUUGUAAGUUUUAUAUAUUUUUCUUUCAUAUUUUGAAUUUGUGUUAAAUAAUGGUGUAUGAAGGGUUGAAGGAAAA
This is a messenger RNA of Vicia villosa (hairy vetch), 854 nucleotides long. RefSeq lists its product as uncharacterized. Lineage: Eukaryota; Viridiplantae; Streptophyta; Magnoliopsida; Fabales; Fabaceae. The record is from RefSeq and is a predicted model, not a curated record. The transcript has a single exon. Bases 514 to 675 code for a protein of 53 amino acids.